GAAACAGAGGAUGAAUUGCCAUUUAGUGUUGAAAGAUACACCAAUAUGAGUUCCAGGCAAGGUGGAGAAAUGUUGACAGAGAUACCAGAAGGAGACGAAUGGAUUGCUCCAAAUAUUUGUGCAACUAUUUGUAAACUUGUUCUCCCAAAAUCUCCAAAUUGCCCAUUUCUGGUUGCCCUGUCCUUGGAAGGAAGCAAAGCUCUUAUGGGUGUCCCCUCGUCUUGGUCACUUAAAGAACUCAGUCGAAGGUACUACAAACUCUUCAUGGAAUUGUCACCACAAGUUAGACAACUUUAUAAUCUUGUUUUGCUUGAUCUUGAUGAGACUCAAAUUGCAGACUUGCCGAAGGAGAUUGGAGAACUUUCUAAUCUAGAAAUUUUGAGAUUAUCGCUUGAUGGAUACAUGAAUUGUGGAAAGCAAUUGCAGGGAAAUGUAUUAAUUCAUCCCGGCACCAUUAAAAGGCUCUCGCAAUUGAUGGAAUUAAAAAUUGGUGUGAAUCCAGAUAAUGAAGACUGGAAUGCGGUUGAGGAAGUAGUUGUAGAGGAAGCCUGUAGCUUGGAAAGAUUGGAGCUUCUUAUGUUAUACCUGCCAAAUCAUAGACAGCGUCUCAUCUCUCGAGUACCAGAAAAAGUUGAAGUUCACUUUCAAAGGUGGGACAAAUGCUUGAAAUUUGUUAAGGGCAAUGAUAUCUCAAGUGAGAUGAAAUGGGUAGUUGGAUACCAAAAAGCAUUCUACCUUGAACGUCAUGCCACUGCUAAAAGCUUGUGUGAUUUUGGGAUAAAUAAUGAGAAGAACCUAAAGUUUUGCUUAUUGGAAAAAUGUAAUAAAAUCCAAACCAUCAUAAAUGAAAGAAAGUCCUAUGAAGAAGAAAAAAUUGAUAUAGUUGAAGAUAAGGUGAACGGUUGUGAGUCUGGAGUUGAGGCAUAUUCUGCUCAAGAACCUAUAGUUUUGAAUCUCCAAUACCUGCAUGAGAAAGGGAGUGUGGGAAGCAUUGGAAUGGGAAGAGUCAGAGUGGAAAAGUCAGCCGAUUAUCUCCAUAGCAUUUUCUCCCCAAUUGAUAAAGACGAUGAUGUGAUGAUACAAAUGCAAGAGAUGUAUAACUCUGGGUCCAUUACCAAUCAGGGGAUAGUAGGGCAAGUGAUAUCAGAUGAAGUCAUAGAGGCAGUGCUGAAUUUAAGCCUUCGAACUUCACUUAUGGUUCGAACCAGAGCAGAUCUUCCUCCACCGACCUCCCUGCCCCCAACCACCACCGUUGACAGCCCUUUCCAGCCCUUGGUGGCUCAUCUUCCUUCCCUUCCUCCACCAACCAGCAGCAGCUUCAACAGCACCGAACAAAGUAGCAGCACAGAACAGAGCCAUAGCAGCAGAACAGAUCUGCAUCUGCUCUCAACCACCACCAUCAGCAGCCCCUUCCAGCCCUUCGCGGCUCAACUUCCUUGCCGGCCACUGAACAGCAGCAGCUUCUUCACCGAACAGAGCAGCAUCUGUUGCUCACCUUCCUCUCCUUCCCAGUGGGUAGAAACCCCUUCUUCAUCCACCGAACCAAGCAACAGUAGCAGCAAAACAGAGCAGUAAAAAUAAAAUGAAAGUAGUACA
Messenger RNA from Rubroshorea leprosula, 1596 nucleotides. The record is from the annotation of a GenBank genome assembly. NCBI's taxonomy places the organism in Eukaryota, Viridiplantae, Streptophyta, Magnoliopsida, Malvales, Dipterocarpaceae.